AUCAGUCAAUGAAAAAUGACCAUUCCUGUCAAAUGGACGACCAUGGCUGCGACAGCGAUUGAUAUGAUGCUCAGCAAUGGAUUUCAGUCGAAGAAGAAGGAGGACCCAGAGAAUAAAGACAAUUUAUGGUCCUCCAUCUUGGCUGAAGUGCAAAACAGUAGCAGUAACAAGCUACCAUCAAAUAAGAACAUCCUCGUCUUAGAGUACACAGAGCCUGGGGACGAAUUAGAUCCUGGUAACCCUUUAAGACGUACCAGUCGUAAUCUGGACGACGAAACCAUGGACACUCUGCCGUUACUGGAAGGCAUCGUCACUACAAACUUAGGCCUAGACAUCGUCGUCGUUAUAACAAAGACCGAUUACAUGUCUACUCUCGAGAAGGAACACGAUUACAAAGACGAGCAUUUCGAUUUUAUACAACAGUGGAUCAGACGAUUCUGCUUCCAAUAUGGCGCCGCGCUGUUUUAUACGUCAGCGAAGGAGGAUAAGAACUGUGAUUUGCUUUACAAAUACUUAACGCAUAGGAUCUACUCGUUGCCCUUCAGAACGCCUGCGUUGGUCGUCGAGAAAGACGCAGUCCUCAUCCCUGCUGGUUGGGACAACAUGAAGAAGAUCAGCAUCCUUCACGAAAACUUGCAGUCGAUGAAGCCUGAUGAUUAUUACAGAGACGUGAUUGCGCAGCCAUCGACGAACCGAAAGUGCGUUGCAAGGGAAGUGGAGGUGCAAGCGGAAGAGGAACAGGCCUUCCUCGCGAAGCAACAAGCCGCAUUAUUGGGCAUCAAGGAUCCAACGCUGUUCCCGACGAGCAGGAAUCAGGCAAGCACAGGACCAGUGAUCCAGGUGGCGUCGCCGAAUAAGAAGUUGGACCCGAAGAACGCGGGAACGAUGCAAUCCGGUGAAGGCGUCCUAGCGAAUUUCUUCAAUUCCCUUCUUCAUAAGAAGACUGGCUCGCCCGGCAGCGUAGGCACCAGCCCCAUCAAAAUUGGUAACCAUUACAAAAAUUCAUUUCUAAUUUCAGUUCUAAUCCAGUUAGGAAUUAGUUUUUUAUUACUCGUGCUGUUUGCAUUGUGCAAUGUUGUCUGGUUUACAAUAGUUUCUGUUCGUGUGGAUUGCUUGUGCUUACUUUUUACUAUAGUUU
Messenger RNA from Ceratina calcarata, 1138 nucleotides. Its product is annotated as cytoplasmic dynein 1 light intermediate chain 1-like. The annotation marks the transcript as partial. The transcript has 8 exons. Lineage: Eukaryota; Metazoa; Arthropoda; Insecta; Hymenoptera; Apidae. The record is from RefSeq and is a predicted model, not a curated record. Gene Ontology annotation, molecular function: dynein heavy chain binding. Gene Ontology annotation, cellular component: centrosome; cytoplasmic dynein complex. Gene Ontology annotation, biological process: microtubule-based movement; microtubule cytoskeleton organization.